CGCCGGCCGCACACGCUCGCGCCCACGCACGCCCCGCACGCCCUCUGCUCCACGCGCGCGCGCGCGCGGGGACACUCGCCCUCAGUGUGGUUCCCUCAGUGGCCCCCGCCUCCUUCCUUCCUCCCUCCAGCUCCUCCUCCUCCCUCCUCCUCUCUCCUACAUUGUCUCUGCCUCAUUUUCCCUCCUGGUCUAAGAAAGAAUAAGAAAGAAAAGCCGCCCCCCCCCCUCAAAAAUCAUCCUCCCCAUCACCCCACCCCCCCACUCUGCAUCCCCCUGUAGUCUCUCCUCCUCCAGGAAACCCACCACCAGACAUGCUCCUGGAGCCCUGCCUCUGAAGCAUCCAUCCCUCCGGGCUGCCCGAGCCCCAGGAGUGGGGGAUUUAGUUUAAACCUCAUUAAAGAUCAAGGAAGGGGGGGCUGCACCCCAUCGCUCUCUUCCCCUCUCUCUCACCCCUGACAUACCCCUUCGUUCCCCUUUCCCAGCCUACCGGCUCUGUCUCCACAGCUGCCCCUGAACAGGACGUUACCCCCCCACCCCCCAACCCCCUUCCCCUUCCACUUUCAGAGGCAGCUGGGCCACACCAAAAAUCCCUUUUGGAUGGUGUAGGACCGUAGGGAAAGCUUUUUUUGAAACAGUGGGGUUGUUGGAGUGGUUGGAUUUUUCCUGGAAUUGAGUGAGAAAUUCAGAAGACUGAAGCCCAGGCUCACUGUCUACCUUUCACGGAGGCCCAGCCGUGAGAGGACAGAAGAAGGCACGUGGCGAAUCAUGACAGCUGAUAAAGAGAAGGACAAAGACAAAGAAAAGGACCGGGACCGAGACAGGGACCGGGAAAGAGAAAAGAGGGACAAAACUAGAGAGAGUGAAAACUCCCGCCCUCGUCGAAGCUGCACUUUGGAAGGUGGAGCCAAGAAUUAUGCAGAAAGUGACCAUAGUGAAGAUGAGGACAAUGACAAUAAUAGUGCCACAACAGAGGAGUCUGCAAAGAAAAACAAAAAGAAGCCUCCCAAAAAGAAAUCACGUUAUGAAAGAACAGAUACUGGGGAGAUAACAUCAUUUAUUACUGAAGAUGAUGUUGUCUACAGACCAGGAGACUGUGUGUAUAUUGAGAGUCGAAGGCCAAACACACCAUAUUUCAUCUGUAGCAUUCAAGACUUCAAACUGGUUCACAACUCGCAGGCCUGUUGCAGAUCUCCAACUCCUGCUCUGUGUGACCCCCCAGCAUGCUCUCUACCGGUGGCAUCACAGCCACCACAUCACCUUACUGAAGCCGGGAGAGGGCCUGUAGGGAGCAAGAGGGACCAUCUUCUUAUGAAUGUCAAAUGGUACUAUCGUCAAUCUGAAGUUCCCGAUUCUGUCUAUCAGCAUUUGGUUCAAGACCGGCACAAUGAAAAUGAUUCUGGACGAGAACUUGUCAUUACAGACCCAGUUAUCAAGAAUCGAGAGCUCUUCAUUUCCGAUUAUGUUGAUACUUACCAUGCUGCUGCCCUUCGAGGAAAGUGUAAUAUCUCCCAUUUUUCUGAUAUAUUUGCCGCCAGAGAAUUUAAAGCUCGUGUGGAUUCAUUUUUCUAUAUUUUGGGCUACAAUCCAGAGACAAGGAGACUGAACAGCACCCAGGGGGAAAUCCGUGUUGGACCCAGUCAUCAGGCCAAACUUCCCGAAUUGCAGCCAUUUCCUUCUCCAGAUGGUGACACUGUGACCCAGCAUGAGGAACUGGUUUGGAUGCCUGGAGUUAAUGAUUGUGAUUUACUUAUGUAUUUGAGGGCAGCAAGGAGCAUGGCGGCUUUUGCGGGAAUGUGUGAUGGAGGUUCUACUGAGGAUGGCUGUGUUGCUGCCUCUCGGGAUGACACCACACUCAAUGCGCUCAACACACUACAUGAAAGCAACUAUGAUGCUGGAAAAGCCCUCCAACGCUUGGUGAAGAAGCCUGUGCCCAAACUGAUUGAGAAAUGCUGGACUGAAGAUGAAGUGAAACGCUUCAUUAAGGGGCUCCGACAGUACGGCAAGAACUUCUUUAGGAUCCGAAAGGAGCUGCUUCCCAAUAAGGAAACGGGAGAGUUAAUCACCUUUUAUUACUAUUGGAAGAAAACCCCAGAAGCUGCCAGCUCCCGGGCUCACCGGAGGCACCGUCGGCAGGCUGUGUUUCGAAGGAUUAAAACUCGAACAGCUUCUACUCCUGUCAACACUCCAUCCAGGCCCCCCUCCAGUGAAUUCUUGGACUUGAGCUCGGCCAGUGAAGAUGACUUUGACAGCGAGGACAGCGAGCAGGAGCUGAAAGGUUACGCUUGUCGUCACUGCUUCACAACUACCUCCAAAGACUGGCACCACGGCGGCCGAGAAAACAUCCUAUUGUGCACUGACUGUCGCAUCCACUUCAAGAAGUACGGUGAGCUCCCCCCAAUUGAGAAGCCAGUGGACCCACCACCCUUUAUGUUCAAACCUGUCAAAGAGGAAGAGGAUGGGCUCAGCGGAAAGCAUAGCAUGAGGACCCGACGCAGUCGUGGCUCGAUGUCUACACUACGUAGUGGCCGCAAGAAGCAACCUGCUAGCCCUGAUGGUAGAGCCUCGCCCAUCAACGAAGACAUCCGAUCCAGUGGCCGUAACUCUCCUAGCGCAGCCAGCACCUCAAGCAAUGACAGCAAAGCAGAUUCAGUGAAGAAAUCCACUAAGAAGAUAAAGGAAGAAGCUUCUUCACCUCUCAAAAGCACCAAGCGUCAGCGAGAAAAGGCAGCGUCUGACACCGAGGAGCCCGAGAGGACCAGUGCCAAGAAGUCUAAAACCCACAGCCCCCAGGAGAUCAGCCGGCCCAACUCUCCGUCGGAGGGUGAGGGAGAAGGAGAGAGUUCGGAUAGUCGCAGCGUUAAUGAUGAAGGGAGCAGUGACCCCAAAGACAUUGACCAAGACAAUCGCAGCACCUCCCCAAGCAUCCCCAGUCCUCAGGACAAUGAGAGUGACUCAGACUCCUCUGCCCAACAGCAAGUGGUGCAGGCUCCCGGUGGCCCUGCCCAGGCUGCCCCUUCCACCCCCCCGGGGGCAACCCAGCUCCCAGCCCCGGUGCCCACGGCAGCCAGCGCUCCCUCAGCCCCUCCUCAGGUUUCGCCCUCAGUAGCUCAGCCACCUGGCCAGCCUCAGGCUCCUGUUCCAUCUCCAGCCCACUCCCACAUCCAGCAGGCCCCCGCCCUGCAUCCACAAAGACUUCCUUCCCCACACCCACCUUUGCAGCCCUUGAGCGUGGCACAGAACCCUCCUCAGGCUCCCGCCUCGUCCCAGUCUCACCCGCAGCCCCCCCUCCACAGCCAGGUGCCCCCGGGCCCUCACGGCCUGCAGGCACAGCCUCUCUUGCCACACCCCGGACCGCCACAACCUUUCCCUCUUGCCCCGCAGUCCUCUCAGUCUCAGGUUCCACUCCCAGCAACACAAGCUCCUGCUCAUCCUCAUGGCUCCUUACAGGUCCAGGGCUCCCAGCCAUCUCUGCAGCCUCCUCAGCCCCCCCGGGAGCAGCCGCUUCCUCCCGCUCCCAUGGCAAUGCCUCACAUCAAGCCCCCUCCCACUACCCCUAUCCCACAGCUGCCCACCCCACAGUCCCACAAGCACCCGCCUCAUCUCUCAGGACCUUCUCCGUUCUCCAUGAACUCCAACCUGCCGCCGCCUCCUGCUUUGAAACCGCUGAGUUCGCUGUCGACACAUCACCCGCCCUCGGCUCACCCACCCCCUCUACAGCUGAUGCCCCAGAGUCAGCCCUUACAGUCAUCUCCAGCUCAGCCCCCAGUGCUGACUCAAAGCCAGAGCCUCCCACCAGUUGCCAGCCAUCCCCCUUCAGGCCUUCACCAGGUUCCCCCUCAGCCUCCAUUUUCUCAGCACCCCUUUGUGCCUGGGGGACCCCCUCCCAUCACUCCUCCAUCCUGCCCUUCCACCUCCACCCCCCCAUCUGGGCCAAACGCUCCCUCCCAGCCAUCCUGUUCCACGCCUGGGACUUCUAGCGGAAGUGUCCCUGUAGUGACCUCCUGCGCCAUCCCACCCAUCCAGAUCAAGGAGGAGGCGCCUGAUGAAACGGAGGAGCCUGAAAGUCCCCCUCCGCCACCCCGCAGCCCUUCCCCCGAGCCCACCGUCGUGGACACGCCGAGCCACGCCAGCCAGUCCGCAAGGUUCUACAAACACUUGGACCGGGGCUACAACUCAUGUGCACGAACUGACCUUUACUUCAUGCCCUUGUCGGGGUCCAAGCUCGCCAAGAAGAGGGAGGAGGCGAUUGAAAAGGCCAAACGAGAAGCGGAGCAGAAGGCGCGAGAAGAGAGGGAGCGAGAGAAGGAGAAGGAAAAGGAGCGGGAGCGCGAGCGCGAGCGCGAGCGAGAGGCGGAGCGAGCCGCCCAGAAGGCGUCCAGCUCCUCCCACGAAAGCCGACUCAGCGACUCUCAGCUUAGUGGACCUGCCCACAUGCGGCCCUCCUUUGAACCACCCCCAACCACCAUUGCUGCUGUUCCCCCGUACAUUGGGCCUGACACACCUGCUCUUCGAACUCUUAGUGAAUACGCACGGCCCCACGUGAUGUCACCCACCAACCGCAACCAUCCUUUCUUUGUUCCCCUCAACCCCACCGAUCCCCUCCUGGCCUACCACAUGCCCGGCCUCUACAACGUGGAUCCCACGAUCCGGGAGCGGGAGCUCCGAGAGCGCGAGAUCCGGGAGCGCGAGAUCCGGGAGCGGGAGCUCCGGGAGAGGAUGAAGCCCGGCUUUGAGGUGAAGCCUCCUGAGUUGGAUGCCCUGCACCCCGCCACCAACCCUAUGGAGCACUUUGCUCGGCACGGUGCCCUCACGAUACCUCCCACUGCAGGACCUCACCCUUUUGCUUCCUUCCACCCGGGGCUGAACCCCUUGGAGAGGGAGAGACUUGCUCUGGCUGGUCCCCAGCUGCGGCCUGAAAUGAGCUACCCUGAUAGACUGGCAGCCGAGAGAAUCCAUGCUGAGCGGAUGGCCUCACUGACUAAUGACCCCCUUGCACGGCUCCAGAUGUUUAAUGUGACCCCCCAUCAUCACCAACACUCUCACAUACACUCGCAUCUUCAUCUCCAUCAGCAGGAUCCUUUACAUCAAGGUUCAGCAGGGCCUGUGCAUCCACUGGUAGACCCUUUGGCAGCUGGCCCUCACCUGGCCCGGUUCCCUUAUCCCCCUGGCACCCUUCCCAACCCUCUGCUUGGACAGCCACCUCAUGAGCAUGAGAUGCUUCGACAUCCCGUUUUCGGUACCCCAUAUCCCCGUGACCUGCCUGGUGCCAUCCCGCCUCCAAUGUCAGCCGCCCACCAACUGCAGGCCAUGCAUGCUCAGUCUGCCGAGCUGCAGAGACUGGCAAUGGAGCAGCAGUGGCUGCACGGCCACCCCCACAUGCAUGGCGGGCACUUACCAAGUCAGGAAGAUUACUACAGUCGACUGAAGAAAGAAGGUGAUAAGCAGUUAUAAGAAGUUAUUUAUUUGUAACAGCAGAAAUCCCAGGUCAUGGGGGAAGAGAUGGGAUUUUUUACAUACAAUAGGAGCUGCAAAAGCAAAGAGAAUAUCUUCUGAAGAUUUCUUCAUCUAUUUAAAAAACCCGCAACUGAAGACUUCCCAGCAUACUAGUGUUCAUUGGUAGAGAGGAUGCCUCCGGGCUAAUUCAGGUCUCCCUGCAUGACAGCCUCCUCAGGAGCUGAGUGAGUCCUGGACUAGGCAGAACGUUCAGAAAUCUUGCCUGCAAUCUUGGCGUUUGGUUUCAUGUUUUCUUUUCCUUCCUCGAUUUCACAGUAGGUGCUAGAAUCCAGCUCACACCCGUCACUGUGCGUGCAGAGACCGUUAGACAUAUUCUUUAAAAACAAAAAACAAAAACAAAAAAAAAAAAAAAAAAACAGGAUUGCAGAUAGGUGGUGGCAUAUGAGUUUGGAACCCAAGAACUAUAAUAAAAAUCUACUUUUAUUUUAAUACAUUGUAGGAAAUCUUCAUAAUUUGACAGAGAGCUCAGUUCUGCAGCAUGGCUUUUUAAGUCUGUAAAUAUAAUAAUUUUAAAACAGAAACAACCAUUUUUUUCUUCCACAAACUACUAUUCUGAUAUAUUUUUUUUCCAGCCACGUCACUAAUCGUGAAUUCCUACCAGCUAUUGACAAGAGUUGAUUUUUUAAUAAAAAAAAAUAUAUAUAUAUAAAAUUAUCCCUUUAAUUAAAGGGAAAAGAUGGGUGUUACUAAUUUAAAAUGGGCAAAAGCUUGGAAUUUGAUGGCAGCAGUGAGCAUCACAGGGUUUGCAGGGAUAACGUCACAAGCUGUUUCUUCAUGUUUUUCCUUGAUUGUAUUUUGGUUUGGUUUGGUAUGGGGAGUGUAGUUGGUUAAUGGUGCAGACAUCCACUGAAUGAACCUCUUCCCUUUUCACCAGGAAUGCAGGAAUUAAAUCCACUUUUUUUGCCUUGGUGUUAA
Antechinus flavipes (yellow-footed antechinus) is the source of this 6429-nucleotide messenger RNA. RefSeq names its product arginine-glutamic acid dipeptide repeats (gene RERE). The transcript is spliced from 23 exons. Gene Ontology annotation, biological process: regulation of DNA-templated transcription. The record is from RefSeq and is a predicted model, not a curated record. Gene Ontology annotation, cellular component: nucleus. The coding region runs from base 766 to 5451 and encodes 1561 amino acids. Gene Ontology annotation, molecular function: transcription corepressor activity; chromatin binding; sequence-specific DNA binding. Lineage: Eukaryota; Metazoa; Chordata; Mammalia; Dasyuromorphia; Dasyuridae.